This is a messenger RNA of Physella acuta, 1717 nucleotides long. Its product is annotated as delta(14)-sterol reductase TM7SF2-like. The record is from RefSeq and is a predicted model, not a curated record. Gene Ontology annotation, molecular function: Delta14-sterol reductase activity. Gene Ontology annotation, cellular component: nuclear inner membrane; endoplasmic reticulum membrane. Gene Ontology annotation, biological process: cholesterol biosynthetic process. Lineage: Eukaryota; Metazoa; Mollusca; Gastropoda; Physidae.
UUACUUAUAUCUUGCAAACUUUGACUGAGAUAAUCAACUAAAAUGCUUUUUGAAAGUAACAAACCCAAGUGUUUAUUUAACUUUACUAUGAUUAUGGCAGAUCAUAUGUUGUUUUUCUAAUUUAAAAAUGAAUUUUCAAUUAGGAUGCAAUUCUCAGAACAAUGGAUAUAAUUCAUGAUGGAUUUGGAUUCGUGCUUGCAUUUGGAGAUCUUGCCUGGGUGCCUUUCCUAUAUUGUCUGCAACCACGAUUCCUACAAGAGUCAAAGUUUGUUCUUCCUUGGUACUGUUUGGCACCUAUAGCUUUGUUAAAUGUCGUGGGGUAUAUCAUUUUUAGAAUGUCCUAUUCUCAGAAGAACAGAUUCAGGAAUAAUCCUAAAGAUGAUGCAUUUUCGGGAAUGGAUGUUAUCCCAACUCAAUCUGGCAAGAAACUUCUGGUCUGGUGGGGAAUCUGCAGAAAGCCUAAUUAUCUUGGCGAUCUCAUAAUGGCACUAUCUUGGUCACUUACUACAGGCUUUAGGCAUAUUCUGAUCUAUUUCUAUCCAUUAUACUUUCUUGUGCUGCUCAUUCACCGUGAGCGAAGAGACAACGAGCAAUGUCAGGAAAAGUAUGGGGCAAGCUGGAACAAAUAUUGUGAGAGAGUCAAGUACAGAAUUUUCCCACAUGUCUACUGAAGAUGAGACUCAGCCUAGUCGAAAAUAAAAUUGUUUAAAUGACAUUCUGAAUAGUGAAGUAACUUGAAUGAAAGAAUAAGGACAAGCAAAUGUUUUAAUUAUGAACUGUCAACCACCAAUACUCAACUGAAAUUUAACAAAAAUGAAAUUUUGAAUUUGAAUAAUUGGAAACAUUUGUAACACAACCAAAUUUUGCUUAACAGUUGUCAAGGUAUUUUUGAUUGAAUGUUUUGAUCUGUUGAACAGAUGUGUUAUGGGAUGCUAUUCCUAACUUCACCUUUAGCUGAUUGUUUUCUCAAUGGCUAGUUUGUUAAACUUUAUCCUCUUUUAAAUUUAUGUUGAAGUUAUGUAAGUCAAAAUGUUGUAUAAAAUUUUUUUUUAUUUUUUGGAAAAUAUUGUUUAAAAUUUAAACCUCACUCAUAUUCCAAUUUUUAAAGAAAUGUACCACCGCCUACUCAAACUAUUGUAAAAAAGGUUUACAUUCCCUCUUUUAAAAAAGUACAUUUAAUAUGAAAACCCAGCCUUUAGAAUUUGCUUGGAUUGAGAUUAAUCAACACGCAGCUCAUCUAUUUUCUAGUUUUCAAAAAAUGAUUUUAACUUUCUAUCUUUCAUGUACUACUGUUGUGUAAUACUUUUCACAAGCAAUUUUAUAUAUAUAUAUUUUACAUAUUUGUGUGCACCUAACAUUUCAUUAUUUUUUAUUGUGUCAUGCAACCAAUUUUAGUUGUCAAUUAAUUGACAUCAGAUCAUUUUAAAAGUGGAUAAUUAUUCACUGCCAUGCAAGCUGGCAUCCACAAUGUCCAUGACUUUAGAAUGAAGACCAACAACUAUUUCAAUAUUAAGUGUUAUGCUGAAAUAGGAAGGGUAAAAGUUUUAUAAAACUUGGUACAUAGAUUUUCUUUGGUCACAAUGGUUGUUUUGUGGUCGAAUCUUGUUUGUUCAAUUUUACCCCUCUUCUUAUAUCAGUGAUUUGUCUCAAACUUUUUUGAUAAAAGUAUCGCCAGUGACAGCGCAGGAAAAUGUAUUUUAUAAUCUAAUAAAAUAUU